Molecule: messenger RNA, 918 nt
Organism: Nestor notabilis (Kea)
Lineage: Eukaryota; Metazoa; Chordata; Aves; Psittaciformes; Psittacidae
Gene: SLC66A1
Product: PQ loop repeat containing 2
Exons: 7
Coding region: 1-918 (305 amino acids)
Source: RefSeq, a predicted model, not a curated record
AUGGAUCCGCGGCGCUGGAGGCGUCCCCAGCUCGGGAAUCUUUCCGACUGCCCCAACGGCUCCCGCUGGGUGAUGGAUGUGUUCAGCGAGUGCGCCCAGGACAGCCGCGACAUCGCCAGCGUCCUCCUGGGGCUGGUGUCCAUCCUCUGCUUUGCAGCUGCCUCCUUCCCGCAGUUUUACCAAGCCUGCAAAACAGGCAUCAUGGACCGGGCUCUCUCCAUAUACUUCUUGCUGGGAUGGCUGGGCGGAGACCUCCUAAACCUCAUCGGUUCCUUCCUGGCUCAUCAGUUGCCCCUGCAGGUUUACACAGCUAUUUACUAUGUGCUCGCAGACCUGGUGAUGCUGUCUCUCUACUGCUACUACAAAGUGAAGAACCGGGGUGGAGGAUUCGCUGCCCAGAUCAACGCAGCCUUCAUCUUCCUUUCCCUGGGGACGCUGUCGGCAGCCCCCCUCCUGGGCAGAGGUGCUGCCGUGGCGCGGGAGCCGGUGGUGUUCAGAGGAAGGUCCCUGCUCUCCACUCAGGUGCCAGAGGUGAGCUGGCCUUUCACCAGCAGCGAGAUCAUCGGCUUCGCCAUCGGCUCCGUCUCCUCCCUGCUGUACCUGUGCUCCCGGGUGCCCCAGAUCUACACGAAUUACAAGAGGAAAUCCACCAUCGGGAUCUCCUACUCCCUCUUUGCCCUGGUGAUGCUGGGGAACUCGCUCUACGGCCUCAGUGUCCUCCUGAAGAACCCUGAGCCAGGGCAAAGUGAAGGUGACUACGUCCUGCACCACCUCCCCUGGCUGGUGGGCAGCCUGGGCGUCCUUUCCCUCGACGUGGUCAUCUCCUUCCAGUUCCUUGCCUAUCGGAGAGGAAAACCUGGUACCCGUGAAGAGAGGGGUGCUCUUCUGGGUGAGCCCGGGGACAGCCUGGAGAGCUGA